GUGUCAAAACGAAAAUAAGAGAAAAUAGUGUAGACUAACAAAAGCUUAUACAAAGUUCCCAUUUUUGAGGCUGAGAGCUUCUUCUUCUUCUCUAUCAAAUUCACAGCUCCAACAACAAUGUCUAUGGCCUUAUUCUCAUCUCCUCCACUCCAUUUCCCAGCUCUCUCUCCUCCAAAACCCCAUUUAACCCAUAAACCAUUUCUCCCUUUACCUCUCAAAAAACCCUUUUUGAUUUCCCCUAAAUCCAUUGACGAUGCUUCUUCUUCUUCUUCUGCUGUCAGUAUAGAGCAAGAAAAGGACGAGGGAUCUAAUGGGGUGCUGUUAAAAUCAAAUGGGUCGUCGCCAGUGGUGGUCGCCGGAGCUCCGGUGACGGAGACUGAGGAGGUGAGGAAGUUUCAGGAUGCUAGAUGGGUUGGAGGAACUUGGGAUUUGAAGAAAUUUGAGAAAGAUGGGAAGGUUCAUUGGGAUUCUGUAAUUGAUGCAGAGGUUAGGAGAAGGAAGUGGUUAGAAGAUAACCCCGAGUCAUCAAGUAAUGAAGAUCCUGUGCUUUUCGACACCUCAAUUAUUCCUUGGUGGGCAUGGAUGAAGAGGUUCCAUCUUCCUGAAGCAGAACGUCUCAAUGGUCGUGCUGCAAUGAUUGGUUUCUUUAUGGCCUACUUUGUGGAUAGCUUGACCGGUAUAGGCCUCGUCGACCAAAUGGGGAAUUUCUUUUGCAAAACACUAUUGUUUGUAGCCGUGGCUGGUGUCCUCCUAAUCCGCAAGAAUGAGGAUUUAGAAACUAUCAAAAAGUUGUUGGAAGAGACUACUUUCUAUGACAAGCAAUGGCAAGCAUCUUGGAAAGAUGAGACCUCAAGCAGUUCGAAGGAUUCUUGAGAUUGUUCCUCGUAUAACAUUAGUUUUUCAUACUUACAGGAAGAUGUAAUCCAGGUAGUUCUUCUAUGCUAAUCGAAGGAGAAUUCGUAUUCUCCAUUUUGUUGUAGUGCUUGGUCUGCCAUGUAAUUUUUAUUUUUUUGGCCUUUUUCUGUUUCUGGCAAUGAUUUUAUAUUUAGUUCUUUUGCCAUUGUUGUAAAGUCUUUUUGCUGAUCAUGAGUAUUGUUUUUCUAA
This is a messenger RNA of Solanum pennellii, 1104 nucleotides long. RefSeq names its product light-harvesting complex-like protein 3 isotype 1, chloroplastic. The transcript has 3 exons. Bases 118 to 873 code for a protein of 251 amino acids. The record is from RefSeq and is a predicted model, not a curated record. NCBI's taxonomy places the organism in Eukaryota, Viridiplantae, Streptophyta, Magnoliopsida, Solanales, Solanaceae.